AUGGCACAAAGCUCCUUCCCGGGGACCAAUCCCUUCCUCGACACCAGCACUAGAGAAAAAUCUCCCAACAUUCAGAAAAUCUCGGAGGACGAAGAAUUUGAGGUGACGUCACCAACCGACAUGACAUUUCGGCGAGCCAACGCCAGUGGCCCGUCGCGCGACAUUUUUGGAGGCAGUGCAUUCGCCGAGGGCGGUUCACAAGCCGGAACAGGGGCAGGGGCGUCGCUGUUCGGCCGGAGUCCCUUUGACUCGGGGCCUCCAGGCGGGGCGAACGAUGAGGAGGACGACGAACAGCCAGCCGCUCUCCCGACAGGCACGGCGCAACAGGGCUUCCCCAACAACUAUGCGCUGGGUCGUCGGACUUCAGUGUCCGCGGAAUCGUUGAACCCCACGUCCGCGGGGUCGGAUAGUUGGGCCCCCCCGCAUCACCCCAAGAGCGAGGACCAGCUGGCCCGGCUGAAGACUGCCGUCAGUGGGAACUUCUUGUUCUCUCACCUGGACGACGACCAGUUCAAGACCGUGCUCGAUGCGCUGGUCGAGAAGCCUAUUCCGGCAAAGGGCAUCAAGGUGAUCUCCCAGGGCGACGCGGGUGACUACUUCUACAUUGUCGAGAAGGGUCACUUCGACAUAUACAUCAAUGCCGCGGGAUCCGUGCAGCCUGGCCCCGAUGGGCUGGGCAACAAGGUCGGUACCACUGGGCCCGGCGGUUCCUUUGGCGAGCUGGCCCUGAUGUACAAUGCCCCGCGUGCCGCCACGGUGAUUUCCACCGACGCCAAGAGCACCCUGUGGGCACUGGACCGGAUUACCUUCCGACGAAUUCUGAUGGAUUCCGCUUUCCAGCGGCGCCGCAUGUAUGAAGCCUUCCUGGAAGAAGUCCCACUUCUCUCUUCGCUGAAGCCCUACGAGCGCGCCAAAAUUGCUGACGCCUUGGACGCCAUUAAAUACCCGGCGGGGGCCACCAUCAUCAGCGAAGGCGACCCCGGUGAUGCCUUUUACCUGCUGGAAUCCGGCGAGGCUGAGGCUCUGAAGAACGGAGUCCCGGUCAAGACCUACCAUCGCGGCGACUACUUUGGCGAGUUAGCCCUGCUGGAUGAUAAGCCCCGUGCGGCUAGCAUUGUCACCAAGACCGAUGUCAAGGUGGCGCGGCUGGGCCGGGACGGGUUUAAGCGGCUGUUGGGACCGGUGGAGGAGAUUAUGCGGCGGACAGAGUACCAGGUGGAUGCAUCCAAGUCUCCUGUUUCUGCAUGA
Penicillium canariense is the source of this 1248-nucleotide messenger RNA. Its product is annotated as cyclic nucleotide-binding domain-containing protein. The record is from RefSeq and is a predicted model, not a curated record. The transcript has a single exon. NCBI's taxonomy places the organism in Eukaryota, Fungi, Ascomycota, Eurotiomycetes, Eurotiales, Aspergillaceae. Gene Ontology annotation, cellular component: nucleus; cAMP-dependent protein kinase complex. Gene Ontology annotation, biological process: regulation of protein phosphorylation. The coding region runs from base 1 to 1248 and encodes 415 amino acids. Gene Ontology annotation, molecular function: cAMP-dependent protein kinase regulator activity.